AUGGCUCCCCAACUCCGUCGUUUGCUUCCCAACAAGGGAUUAUCCUGGUCUCAGGGCGACGUAGUCUUGGGAAAGACCAGACGCGACAGGUCCGUGGUCGACACACUGGCCCGGGUCAUGCCUCUCGACAAGCAGAAUGUUAGGGGUUUUUUGUUGAAGAUGGUGGAGUUCGCUUUGGGGAUGGGGAGGUGGUUGGUUGAGCAGCACGAGGAAUCCUGCGCUCCUCCGGAGACGGUGGUGGAGAUUGACCCGUUUUGGGUGUUUCAAGAAAUGCACAUGCAUUUCACCCAUGAGAUGGGCUGGGAGAACGAGAUGGACUACGCCUUGUUCAUUUCGUUGUUUCAGGAGUUGAUGUAUGCCCGGGAGAGGUAUCGGAACUGGUGGGACAGCACUCCGAGAACCAGCACCAUGCAGGGUAACGGGUUGACCGACGGCUUGGACAAGCUGUAUUUCGAGGUGCCGUUCUUCGCCCGGAAUGAGCUGGAGGUGAAUUUGUGGGUGUCGGCGAGGCUGCGCCAGGACGAGCGUAAGGAGGGGGAGGCCGCGGCGUUCGACAGCGUUGCUGAUGGCCUCCAAGCAUUGGGGGUCAAUCCCGCUGCUCCUCCACGCGUGGACUUUGAGGACGUGCGCCAAGCACUGAAGGAUAUGGAUUUCGAUGAGACCAUGGAAGAUGCGGAGGUUGAGGGUGAGGGGAAGGGUGAUGGGAUGGAGAUGGAGAUGGAUAGGAUGGAUAUGGAGGAGUAA
Messenger RNA from Podospora anserina S mat+, 744 nucleotides. RefSeq lists its product as uncharacterized. The transcript is spliced from 2 exons. Lineage: Eukaryota; Fungi; Ascomycota; Sordariomycetes; Sordariales; Podosporaceae. The record is from RefSeq and is a predicted model, not a curated record. The coding region runs from base 1 to 744 and encodes 247 amino acids.